AUGAGUUCAUCAAAACCUUCUUCUCUUCCUCAUGAAAUUUAUUUGUCAAUAUUCUCACAUCUAUCUAUCCCAGAUCUUCUUUCUGCUUCACAAGUAAAUCAAAAUUGGCAUAAAUCUUCUCUCUCAAUUCUCUAUGCCAACCUUCAUAUUAAUUCUAAAACUCAAUUAUCUAUAUUUCAUAAAUAUUCACUUUUACAACGUCAUAAUGGAUUAAUUCGUUCCAUUACUUUAUGUAGAAUUAAUCUUGACGUACAAGAUAAAUUAACUUUGUCAAAUGAGUGCAAAGAUUUAAUUUCCAUUAAGUUGAUAAAAUGUUCAAAUUUAACUGCGGAAUUUUUAAAGGACUUAGCAAGAAGUAAUGCAAAAUCCCUAGAAAAAUUAUAUUUUACUGAAUGUUUUAGUCUUUCCGCAUUUGGAAUAGCAGAAUUAUUUUCACCUUCAUCUCAACAUUUACCAAAAUUUCAUACCCUUAUACUUCAAUAUAACCCUGAAUAUGAAUUAGAUUUAGAAUUUUUCGAGUUCAUGGCUAAUAAUUUCAAGUCUCAAGUAUUUAAAAUAAUUAUUUUAAAUUCAAAAAGGUUUGAUUCAAAGAAUAGAAAAAUCUUGCAAACAUUUGCUAGAGUAAGUAAAGAUUUAGAUGUAUUAGAAACGAAAAAAGAUAAUAUACAGGCAAUAAAACGUGAAAGAGAAAUGACUGAUGAUGAAAUUUUAAGAAUGAUUGAAGAUUAG
This is a messenger RNA of Diversispora eburnea, 729 nucleotides long. Lineage: Eukaryota; Fungi; Glomeromycota; Glomeromycetes; Diversisporales; Diversisporaceae. The record is from the annotation of a GenBank genome assembly.